AUGGAUUCGGUUGAGAAGCACAUGAAGAGCGUCUCUAUUAACGAGAAGCCGCAAGCCGAAAAGGCCAAGGUCGGACUUUUGCCGCUGGCGGCGAAGAAACCGCAAAACACGAAAGGAGAAAAGGUUAUGGUCGCCACGAACAUUCGCCCAAUUGGUUAGUAUCCGACUGAUCAAUCUCAAAAGUUCUUCCUUUUUCAGAAAUUGCCAAGAAUCAGCCGAUUUUCAAGUACGACGUGAAGAUUCUCUACUUCUUCCGUCAGGCCGACCGCACCGAGCCCGUCGCAAUCGAGCUGUCUAAGUCGACGAGACCGGGCGUCGAGCACGAGAACGACAAGGAGCGCUGUGUGAAGGUCUACAAAGAGGUCGUCGCGCAGCACAAGGAGUUCAGCUCGGGCGGCCCGUUCUUUUACGACCGACAGGCGUGUCUCUACUCGUUGUCUGAGAUCAAGGGCAGUCCGUCGUACUCGGUCGAGCGCAACAUCUCGAAACGCGACAACUUUGUCAGAGCUGAGCUCACUUUGACGAAGGCCGCCGACUCGUUCCAGUCGACGUCGAACGACAUUGUGAAUACGGUCAGCCAGCGCCCGGCAAACGCGGAUCGCACUCUGCUCGAAGCGCUCAACGUCAUCGUCAGUGCUCCAGCUUUCGAGAAGUGCGCAUUGUGACCAGGGGUGUUCGGAAAAAAAUGCUCGCAAGUUUCCGGAAGAUAAUUCCGCACACCCCUGAUUGUGAUCGACUUCCGAUCAAAAAUGUUUCGUUUUCAGCCCGAAUGUCGUCACCGUCGGACCAUGCGUUCAUUACCUGAUUGACACCGCGGGAAUAAGGUGAGUGAUUUCGUCAUCGAAAUGAUAAAAUGGCGUUUGACUUUCAGUGGCAUUCCAUUCAAGGCAUUCCGAGAGGGAGGCCUCUAUUCCGGAGUCGGUGCAUCGAAGGCCGUCAAGACUUUGGAAGGUGUUGGCAAGAAUGGAACUGGAAUUUUCAUGAGUACUGAAAGUGAGUUUAGCUGCUUUCAUUUUUUAUCGUAAUCUUUCUAUUUUCAGUGAAGACCACCCUGUUUCAUCCGGAUUGGCUGAAUCUUAUCGAGGUCUUCCGCACUUUCCCUGGUUUCAGGCCCGAUUUGACUGCCACCUCGCACGCCGCCAGAACAAUGGCCAAGUCGAUCAUCGGAUCGUACGUCUCGCUGCAGUACGGAUCUCACAAGGGCGCGGAAGCGACCGUGAUGCGCGUCCGCGGGAUCGGAGCGUCGGCUCGCGAAGAGCGCUUCGAAGUCGACGGAAAGCCGACUACCGUCGAGCGCUACUUCAAGGCCAAGUACAAUGUGGAGCUCAACUACCCGAAGCUCUUCACGAUCGAGACGAAAGGAAAGAACGGAAAGGUUUUGCUUCCGGCCGAAGUGCUCCUUCUCUGCCCCUCUCAGGUCGUCACCAACGAGCAAAUGGUCAACAGCGAGCAGGCGGAAAUGAUCAGGAUGUCGGCGCUGCAGCCACAAGAUCGCAAGAGAUUCACCGAGCAGAUCGCGGCGGCCACCCAUCUUGCGAGUGACAGUAUGAACGGCGCCAUCAAGGUGCAGAAACCAUUGACUGUCGAGGGAAUCAUCCUGCCGAAGCCGAUGAUUCUAUUCAACGGAAACCGGGCUGCCGAUCUGAACAACCCGAAGAGCAAGUACCCUACCGAUUUCAAUCGUGCCGGCAGCUUUUUCAUCCCAAAAAGCCUCACCAACUGGGAAAUGUGCUUUGUUGAGGGAGAAGAAGUCCCGUAAGUCACCUGAAAUGUCGGUUCGUCUCCAAAACUUCAUUUUGCAGCGGCCUCGAUCAGCAGCUGGUCAAUGAGAUGAAGAGCAAUGGAAUGCAGGCCAGUAUGCCGUCGACCGUCAAGAUUUCUCGUCGUGAGGAUCUCGACCGCGUCUUCAGAAAUGCGAAGGCUGCCAAGAGGCAGCUGAUCUUCUUCGUCAUCAAGACCCUAUAUCACUUCCAUAAGGAGAUCAAGGCUCUCGAGCAGAAGUACGACGUACUGACCCAGGAGAUUCAUCUCGAGACUGCUCAGAAAGUUGGACGUCAAGCGCAGACGAGACAGAACAUUAUCAAUAAGGUGAGAAUGAGAAGGGGAGGGGGAUCUCGGCAAAACGUGUAAAUGUGUUUCAGACCAACAUGAAGUUGGGCGGUCUCAACUACUUCAUCAAGAGUGGCGCGUUCGGCAACCCGAACCGUCUGAUCAUUGGAUUCGAGACAUCUCAGCGUGGCGGUGCCGGCGGAGACUCUGAGAAGCCGAUUGCCGUCGGUUUCGCUGCCAACAUGCUGGACCACUUCCAGAAGUUCGCCGGUGGAUACGUUUUCGUCAAGAGAGAGCGUGACGUCAGUUUCUGCAAUUUUAAAUGUUAUUUCCAUUGCUUUUUGCAGGUUUACGGAUCUUUGAUCAAGGACACAAUCACCACGAUCCUCAGAACGGCGAAGAAGAACCGUGGACCACCGAAUGACAUUCUCGUCUACUUCAACGGAGUCACCGAGGGACAGUUCGGACUGGUAGGCUCCGAUUCGCUGUAACUUCCGCAAUAUCUUAUUUUCAGAUCAACGAGGAAUACUCGAAGAGCAUCAAGGAGGCGUGCGUUGCGUUGAGCGCUUCCUACCGCCCGAACAUUACCAUCAUCGCUUCCUCGAAGAUGCACAACGAACGUCUGUACAAGAGCGUCAACAAUCGCGUCUCGAAUCUGGAGCCGGGCACGGUGGUCGACCACACUAUCGUGCACCCGCACUACAACGAGUGGUACCACUCGUCGGCGGUCGCCCGUCAGGGAACUGUCAAGACGACCAAGUUCACGCUGAUCUUCACGACGAACGUGGCGGAGCCGAUGUCGAACAUCGAGGAACUCACCAACGACCUGUGCUACGACCACCAGAUCGUCUUCCAUCCCGUCGGACUGCCCGUACCACUCUUCAUCGCCGGACGCUACAGCCAGCGCGGAGCCAUGGUGCUCGAGGUGAACGGCGCCGUCUACAACACCAGCGGAAAACUGGAUCUGGAGGCGACGAACCGCCAACUCGGAUACGCCAACAAGCAGUUGUUCGAGACUCGCUUCAACGCCUAA
This is a messenger RNA of Caenorhabditis sp. 36 PRJEB53466, 3082 nucleotides long. NCBI's taxonomy places the organism in Eukaryota, Metazoa, Nematoda, Chromadorea, Rhabditida, Rhabditidae. The record is from the annotation of a GenBank genome assembly.